AUGCACAGUUCCUUUCUGAAUCACUAUUCAAAGGUUGUAAGCAUGCUGUCUUUUGCCUUUGUGACUGUGCUUACUUUGAUCUCGAUCUUCAGAACUCAUGCCGAGAUGCCGAAGGCAUUCAAAGUUGCUGCAAUUUUGCUGCUGCUUCUGUCACUAUGCCUCAUAAGGUACAUAGCAACAGUGCUCCAUUUCAAGGGCUAUGCAUGGAUGGGAUAUAUACUUGCCCUCCACGGGUCGCUGCUCUUCGUGCUUGUCCUUGGAGCAAGAGAAGGUUCUUACAAGUAA
Encephalitozoon intestinalis ATCC 50506 is the source of this 285-nucleotide messenger RNA. RefSeq lists its product as uncharacterized. The record is from RefSeq and is a predicted model, not a curated record. The transcript has a single exon. NCBI's taxonomy places the organism in Eukaryota, Fungi, Microsporidia, Unikaryonidae. Bases 1 to 285 code for a protein of 94 amino acids.